AUGGACCAGAACCGCACCUCCUCCCGCCUGCACAUCCUGCUGCGCCACCUCGAUGGCUGCUUGGCCAGGGCCAUUAUAGCUCACCCCACAUCAAGGACUGGUUCUCCAGCCAGUUUCCAGCCUCAACAAUUCCAGUAUACUCGGGAGAAUAAUGUUCUAAGCCUAGAACAGAGAAAAUUCUAUGAAGAAAAUGGAUUUCUUGUCAUUAAAAAUUUGGUGUCUGAUGCUGAUAUUCAACGCUUUAGGAAUGAGUCUGAAAGAAUCUGCAGAGAGGAUGUGAAACCAUUUGGAUUGUCAGUGAUGAGAGAUGUCACCAUCCCAAAAUCAGAAUAUGUGCCAAGCGAGAAAGUGGUUUCCAAGAUCCAGGAUUUCCAAGAAGAUGAGGAACUCUUCAGAUACUGCACCCUCCCUGAGAUUAUGAAAUAUGUGGAGUGCUUCACUGGACCCAAUAUUAUGGCCAUGCAUACAAUGCUGAUAAACAAACCUCCAGAUUCUGGCAAGAAGACAUCCCAUCAUCCCUUGCACCAGGAUCUGCACUAUUUCCCGUUCAGGCCCAGCAAUAGCAUCGUUUGUGCCUGGACAGCCAUGGAGCACACUGACCGGAACAACGGCUGUCUGGUUGUGCUGCCGGGGACACACAAAGGCCCCUUGAAACCCCAUGAUUAUCCCCAGUGGGAGGGAGGAGUCAACAUCAUGUUCCACGGGAUCCAGGACUAUGACAAAAACAACGCCCGGGUGCACUUGGUGAUGGAGAAGGGAGACACCAUUUUCUUUCACCCUUUGCUCAUCCAUGGAUCUGGUCGGAACAAAAGUCAAGGAUUUCGGAAGACAAUUUCAUGCCAUUUUGCUGAUGCCAACUGUCACUACAUUGAUCUGAAGGGUACCAAUCAGGAAAAUGUUGGAAAGAAAAUGGAAGAGUUAUUCUGUAAAAUCUAUGGACUGAAAAAUGCCAGCCUGAAGGAUAUGUGGACAUUUCGAGGGCGCGUUGUGAAAGGAAAAAGAAUCAACCUUUGA
This is a messenger RNA of Rangifer tarandus platyrhynchus (Svalbard reindeer), 1014 nucleotides long. The record is from the annotation of a GenBank genome assembly. NCBI's taxonomy places the organism in Eukaryota, Metazoa, Chordata, Mammalia, Artiodactyla, Cervidae.